Messenger RNA from Uranotaenia lowii, 6399 nucleotides. It is a transcript of the gene flfl, whose product is annotated as serine/threonine-protein phosphatase 4 regulatory subunit 3. Gene Ontology annotation, molecular function: protein phosphatase activator activity. The coding region runs from base 627 to 3722 and encodes 1031 amino acids. NCBI's taxonomy places the organism in Eukaryota, Metazoa, Arthropoda, Insecta, Diptera, Culicidae. Gene Ontology annotation, cellular component: protein phosphatase 4 complex; nucleoplasm. The transcript is spliced from 9 exons. The record is from RefSeq and is a predicted model, not a curated record. Gene Ontology annotation, biological process: DNA damage response; protein dephosphorylation.
CUUUCGAGAGCAAUUUAACUGACCGCCGAAGAAACCGCAAAAUCCCUGUGCACGCGUGAAGUGGAAAUGAAUGAAACAUAAGUAUUUUUCGAAUAUUUCCAGAUCAGAAUCCUAUAAGGAAUUUUCAUAAACCAGUGAAUUGAUCAAUCAAUCGUGUUAAUCGUGAAAAGGUAAACCGACCAAGUGUUUCGUCUUUACGGUUCUAAAGUGAUCGAUUAAAAAUUGAGAAAAGUAUAGAACCGGUCCACUUCCGAAUAUUAAAAAAACGAAAGAAAAAAAAUUCUUCAACCCAUCAUCACCACCACCGUAGCCGGCAUCAUCACCAACGCCAGCUGCAGCAUCAACACCAACUACAGCAACAGCAACAGCAGCCUCAACAGCGCCAAUCACAAUACCAACAUCACCAUCGUCAUCAUCCGUCCGCGGCAACGGCGACGGAGACGACGGAGGCGUCGGCUGAUACCGAGGAUCAGUUGCUCCCCGAAAGACAACAACCUCAACAAGAGAAUCAGGAGCAGCAGCCGUCCACGAGCGGCACCAGCAGCUUCGGCGGAGGAGGUAGUAGCAGUAGCAGUAGGAAUAGCAACAACAACAGCCCUCACAGCAGCAACAGCAGCCGACACAAUAUGACAACUGACACCAGACGCCGUGUGAAGUUGUACGCCCUCAACGCAGAUCGGCAGUGGGACGAUCGGGGCACCGGUCACGUCACGUCCAGCUAUGUUGAUCGAGUCAAAGGAGUGUCACUGCUGGUGCACGCCGAAAACGACGGUUCCAUGUUAUUGGAGAGUAAAAUCCACCCCGAUACCAUAUACCACAAGCAGCAGGACACACUGAUCGUGUGGAGCGAGGGCGAUAACUUCGACCUAGCGCUAAGCUUCCAGGAGAAAGCCGGAUGCGACGAAAUAUGGGAAAAAAUUUGUCAGGUACAAGGCAAAGAUCCCUCUGUCGAGAUUACUCAAGAUGUGGUGGAAGAAUCGGAAGAUGAACGGUUCGAGGACAUGUCGGAUUCUGCGCCACCCAUUGAGCUACCACCGUGUGAACUGUCUCGAUUAGAGGAUAUAUCCGAAGUAAUUGCCAACGGGCUUACAUCGCAGAUCCGCAAAGAUAAACUGGCACAAGCAAUUGAGAACGAAAACUACAUUAAGAAGUUACUAAAUCUAUUCCACAUAUGCGAAGACUUGGAGAACCAGGAAGGGCUGCACUAUUUGUACGAAAUUUUCAAGAACAUCUUUCUGCUUAACAAGAACGCGCUGUUCGAGAUCAUGUUCGCCGAGGAUACGAUUUUCGAUGUCGUGGGCUGUUUGGAGUAUGAUCCUUCCGGUAAUCCUCCUAAACAGCACCGGCAAUAUCUGAAACAGCUGGCCAAAUUCCGGGAGGCGAUCCCCAUCAGAAACAGCGAUUUGUUGGCGAAAAUCCAUCAAACCUAUCGGGUGCAGUACAUCCAAGAUAUUGUUCUGCCUACGCCUUCAGUGUUUGAGGACAAUAUGCUAAACACGCUGUCAUCUUUUAUCUUUUUCAACAAGGUUGAGAUUGUGACGCUGAUCCAGGAAGAUGAAAAGUUCCUAGACGAUCUGUUCACAUUACUAACCGACCCAAACACGUCUGAUGGCAAGCGCCGGGACAUCAUACUGUUUCUGAAAGAGUUUUGUAACUUUGCCCAAUACCUGCAGCCUCAGAGCAAGGAAACGUUCUACAAAACGUUGAUAAGCCUGGGUAUUCUGCCGGCGUUGGAGAUCACUUUGGCUAUCAAUGAUAAGAAAACUAAGGCUGCCUCCAUAGAUAUUCUGACCACAAUUGUCGAGUAUUCGCCGUCAAUCGUUCGGGAUUACACGUUACAGCAAUAUAACAAUUCCGAUACGGAUGAGGAUCAAACACUCAUCAAUAUUGCUAUCGAACAGAUGCUAUCAGAUUCGGAACCAGAACUGGGAGGAGCGGUACAGCUAGUAGGUGUUUUACGAAUACUAUUGGACCCCGAAAACAUGUUAAGCUCGGUGAAUAAAUCGGAAAAGUCAGACUUCUUGAACUUUUUCUAUAAGCAUAGUAUACAGACGCUAACCGCUCCUCUUCUGCUGCAUACCCUGACCGACAAACCUGCCAACGAAGACUACAACACGGCCCAGCUUCUGGGGCUGGUGCUAGAACUGCUUUCGUUCUGCGUCGAGCACCACACUUACCACAUCAAGAACUGCAUCAUCAACAAGGAUCUGCUUCGGCGAAUACUGGUUCUGAUGAAGAGCACACACACGUUCCUGGUCCUCGGUGCCCUCCGGUUUUUACGGAAGAUAAUUGCGCUGAAAGACGAAUUCUAUAACAGACAUAUUAUCAAAACGAAUCUAUUCGCACCGGUGGUGGACGCCUUUCUUCGAAAUAAUAAUCGUUACAAUCUUCUGGAAUCAGCUAUUUUGGAACUGUUCGAAUUUAUUAAAGUCGAAGACAUCAAAUCGCUGUAUACGUAUUUUGUCGAGAAUUUCGGCAAAAUUUUCGAAGAUGUCCACUACGUGCAGACGUUUAAGACGCUCAAAAACAAGUACGAACAACAACAGGAUCGGCUAAAGGACAAAGAAAAGGGUGGCCUGGAUAGUGUACCAUCGAUUCUGAGGAACAGUAGUCGAUACCGACGAGAUCAGAGGCAGCUGGAGGAGGAGGAAGAAAUAUGGUUCAACGAAGAGGAAGACUUUGCCGAUAGUCAGAAAGCAAGUUCCCCGGAGCUGGACAACAGUCUAGGGAAAAUUUUCGACAAAAAAGCUUCGGAUUCCUCUCCACCUGCAUCCACGGUGAAUGGGCCACGGUUCGGUAGCGCCAACAACAAUUCGCCACCUUCGGACAUUCCUACGGGAGGUACUACGACGAUGACUACAACACACAGCCUGAACAACAACAGCAGUACCGACUAUAUUAGUAAUAGUAACAACAACACCAUUACCACUAACAGCACAUCAUCAGACGACUCCACUUCGACGCAGGAUCCCCACCACCCAUCGCUGGACGACACCCUCGUGAACUCUACGACUUCCGCUGACGUGGACGGGGAGGAGGAAGACGAUAACGACCGUAAUAAUGUUACCCUGUAUCCGACUAGCAGUAACAACGUAGAACAGGAUUCAGUGUCUUCGUUAUCCCGCGCUUCCAUCACAUCGGCAGAUUUGUCAGAAUCCUCCUCCGCAUCCCUAGGCAUUGUUGAUGGUGGAUCAAAAGGUCCAGCAGAUCAGGAGACGCAUACAAUGUUGCAUGAGGAUAGCCUUACCUCGAACAAAUCAGAUGAAUCUCCGGCCCAAAACGAGCUGGGUAUAACGAAUCGGCUUGCAGCGUUAGAUGGAGAAGAGGAAAGGGAUCCAGAUAUUGAAGGUGUUCGGCAAACGAGCAGCUCCUCUUCCGGUGAUAGUAGUAACAGUAGUUGUACUAAUAGUGAUAAGGGUUGUAUCGACAGCAGUACUGUUGCGCUGGACAGUCACAGCUGUAGUCCUAAUGGUGAUAUCAGCGGCGCAGAGGUAGAAAAUGAAAAUGGUGGAAAUGUUUCCUUACCACCGGUGGAUUCUGCACCCGAAGUUGAGGGAGUUCGAUCUGUGGAUGGCUUAAACGAUGGAGUUACAACUUCUGAUGUUUCUUCAGCACCAACCUCGGUCAACAGCUUGAAAAAGGGUUUGGUGGACUACGAAGGUGAUUCGGACGAGGAAGAUGAGGACGACAGUCCGGCACAAAAGAAAGCUCGAAUGGCAUAGCAUCCCAAUAGCGGAUGUUGCUCCAGCAGCAACAGCAGCCGUAGUAGUACCUCUCGUAGCAGUAGUAAUCGUGGUCGUCAGUAUCAACUAAUAACAACGCAGAAAAAUCACGAAUCAGAUCAAAAGCAGCAGCAUCAACACUUGGACGUUCAUAAGCAGCUGCUCCAGCAGCAACUCUUGGACCAUCAGUUGGAGCAGCAACCCUAUCACAACUUCACGUUUGCCGGAGGGUGCUGCAGGAGGUUCCACCACUGUUGCUGUUGCUGCUGUGCGACUGUUGGCGGGGGCGAAGAACUGCCUGAGGACGAUCCUAUGAUGUCUUCACUUUCGCCUUCCUCGCCGUUAUCAUCGUCAUCGUCAACCUCUUCAUCAUCUUCAUCGUCGUCGUCGUCGUCGUCAUCGCUGUUAUCGUCGCUAAUCUCGCUGGAUACUGAACCGAGCGAUAUCACAAACACUACAACUACAACAGAAGCUGCCGCAGCUUCACCACCACCAUCUGCUGAUGCUGCCAGUUGUACAUAGUAAUCCCCACAACUCCCCUCCCCAACUUACACUAUAUAAUAACAACUAUCUACGUGUAUCUAGAAGGUAAAUAAUUGCUGAUUGGAACGAUAACAAACAAAAAAACAAACACUAGAUCAAGUAACCUCCCCAUUAUUUUUUUUCGGUGACGAAAAAAGUUUGCGUUUCCUUUUGUUUUAAAGGAAUAAGAGAGAAAAAAGUCAUCUGGUAAAUUGCUUUUUGGAUUGCAUGCAGCAGAUUGAUAUAAAUAAUAAUAAAAACAGAAAAAGCUGUGUAAUUUAAUGAAUGAAACAAACUGAAGCGUAAGUUUUGGAUAGACUCCAGAUAAAAAUAAUUGACAUUUAAAAUUUGAAAAAUUUGUAACAAAAAGAAUCAGACAAAUCGAAACGGAACAUUUUGGUGUAAACAGGGCCAUCAUACUCGCUUGACUGUACCAUAUGCUGAAAUUCAAUAGGUCAAAGAAAUGACUAUGUAUAAAAACGUUUUUUUUUCGAAUGACCAAAUUGAUUACUUUCAUUUUAUUUGCUCAGAACAGAUGUCAUUACUUUUUUACGCAUGUUAAGAACAUUGACGAUUGAAGUUGAAGAGAUUGUCUAGGUAAAAAAUGACUAAGUAUAUGCAUAUGGUACAGCUAAGCGGAUCAGAGCGCCACAGGGCUGGACAAAACUUAUACAUUUGUAAAACAAACGCUAUCUUAAUUUUAGAGGACUGUCUAACUACCUGUAAUCAGGAGCAAAUGUUACGGGCAGAGGAUUAAAUUGCAUUCAAUCUUAGUACAGGUGUGCAGCCGCGCUCCCUCUCCCAUCCCCCCAAAGUAAAAGUAAGGUAAGAUAAGAUCUUUUGCGACAUUUGUUGAGUUGCAAAGUAAAAACUACCAUUAAAACUCGUUCCAUCAGAUUCUGGAAAAUGUUAUCGGCAGUUUCUGCGAAAAAACACCGGGGGACGAGUAUUGUAAUAAAAUGAACAUAUUUAAACACAACAGACAUAAGAUCAUGUGAACAAUUUUUUCGUGAAAAAACUAAAAAAUUGACUGGAGUUUUAGAAUAUACGUUGUAUAUUGAAAAGAAGAAAAAAAAAAUAGACAGAAAGCAAAUCGUGCGAACACUAAACAAAUAAACUAAAAUGAACGAUAUGUUUCAAGACCAGCCGGUUGCAAGCGAUCGGUUUAGGGAAGUUUGUGCGGAAUGUGUUCCUUGGCGGAGUUUGUAUUUCCAUUCGAGGAACAUUUUGUCACGUCACCUUCAGCGAUAUCUCUCCCCAUCCUUACCCGGAACCAUAUUCCAGAACAUUUGGAAAUAUUUUCGUUUACUUAUCUUUUAAAAAAAUCGUUUUAUUUGCAAGGGAAAAAGUACAGGAAACCAUAACUUUUCAGCUUCCCUGUAUUGUUUCCUUGAAUGCUGGUAUGUUUUGGUGAACUCCUCCAAACGCCUUUGGAUCGCUUUUGGAAGCAAUGUUUCCCUCUCUGGAAGCAUUGCUUACCAUGUAACCGAGCCAUCGAUUAUAUUUCGAACAGAGUUGCAUUAACCAUCUUCCUCCGUACAUUUUCCUUUACCAUGUUCGUUUGUGUCCGAGAGAGAGAAAAUAAAUACAAAAACCAUUGUUGUAAAUAGUAGUUACAUAAACAAUCGUAUAAAUAGAAUAGUGUCCAAAUUGUACUAGGCUAUAAGAGCUAACGAAUAAAAGAUAAAAUAAUAAAAACAAUUCUAUACGAAUAAUGGGUAAGCAAAAAGCAAACAAUCGUUUGAAAUGUGAUGAACAUUUUGUCGCGUGUUUAUCACCGCAAACACAAAACUCAAAAAGAAUCAAUUAGGAAAACCAGUUAUCCAAUUUUUUAAAUCUAGCUACUACAACCAAUACACACACUAAUGAAAACAAAUCGCCUUGUGAGUUUUCUUUCCCAUUACGUCCCACCAUCCAUUGAUUGUUUCCCUAAGCUUCCUCUCUUCUCUCUCACACACGUACAUACCAACAAGCUUACAGACCACGCACAUGAACAUGAACAACAGAGCCCCGCAUCCCACUCACGCAAAGUCCUACCGAGGAAUCGUUGGCCGCAACUGAAAAUGGAUGAUUAUUAUUUAGUGAUUCGUACAUAAAUUGUAAUGUUAUUAAAAGAAAACAAAACAAAGUAAAAUUAAAGAUUGCAAAAAAAAAA